AUGACGCACGGGCCAGGGAUAUCAAUCGGACUUGGCUUGUCUAGAGCAGUGAACAUGUUCCAGGCUCUUCAACCCCAUCCGGAGGACUACCUCCAUCUUCGGCUUCACCGAGCUCGGUCAGUCGUUCUGACCAGUAAUGAACUCACCGAGAUCCGCGCCGCCCAGCGAACCUUCGAGGGGGCGUACAUGCGGACGGCCAUAAGCCAGUUCUCGUUUGCACUCAUCAUCCUCCGCAUCUUCACGUCCGAGUUCUACCCCAUCGGCGCCCUCUUCGCCGCCUACGGCGCCACCAUCAUCCUCGUCGCCAUCUACCGCCGCUCCGAGGGCAACCGCCAGUUCUUCGACCUCGAGGAGACCCGGGAAGGGUCGUCCCCCGAGGACGGCGACCGCGACGGCGGCGGCAGCGGCGGCGACGAGGAGGAGGAAGAGGAGGGCCGCCACCGCAGCCGCGACCGCCGGCCGCCCGGCAACGGCGGCAACGGCCACGCCUCCAGCCGCUCCUCCGCGUACGCCCGCAACAUCCGCCGCCACUCCGUCGUGAUCAAGAAGUUCCGCACUAGCGGCAACAGCGUGGCCAUGCUGACGGUGCUGAGCCUGGGGGCUUACAUCUGUCUGACGGUGCUGAUCUGGAGGCUGAAGUAG
Phialemonium atrogriseum is the source of this 642-nucleotide messenger RNA. RefSeq lists its product as uncharacterized. NCBI's taxonomy places the organism in Eukaryota, Fungi, Ascomycota, Sordariomycetes, Cephalothecales, Cephalothecaceae. Bases 1 to 642 code for a protein of 213 amino acids. The transcript is spliced from 4 exons. The record is from RefSeq and is a predicted model, not a curated record.